AUGAGAACUCGCAAAGUUCAAGAUGGCCAAGUUGGUUUUGAGAUAAGAGGUUAGAGCCAUCCCAAAUUUAAGAGAAAACCCUAAGUUGAGAACCCAAAUGACAUUCAAUUGGAUAUUCCAAACGGAGAUUUGGUUGAAGGAAGAACUUAUUAUAAAACUAAUUGUGGAUCCUGUCAUCAUUUGGACGUGGAUACCAACCUAGGACCGUCAUUGAGAACUGUGUAUCUAAGGAGAUUCAGAACGAAUUGGUCUAUGGAAUACGGAGGAGGAGAUUUAAAUUCUUGCUAAAAAUUCAUUUGGAACAGAAAAAAGCUAUGGGAAUUUCUAUAAAACCCAGAAAAAAUGUUUUUAGAUACAGCGAUGCAAUAAGAUGGAAUCAAUGAUCCUUUUGUACUUGCUAGUGUCAUUGAUUAUCUUCAAUAUUUAAGAGUAUUUACUGCAGAUAGCAAAAAAAUAGUUAUCUGA
Paramecium tetraurelia is the source of this 465-nucleotide messenger RNA. RefSeq lists its product as uncharacterized. The record is from RefSeq and is a predicted model, not a curated record. Gene Ontology annotation, molecular function: electron transfer activity; heme binding. Lineage: Eukaryota; Ciliophora; Oligohymenophorea; Peniculida; Parameciidae. Gene Ontology annotation, cellular component: mitochondrial intermembrane space. Gene Ontology annotation, biological process: mitochondrial electron transport, cytochrome c to oxygen; mitochondrial electron transport, ubiquinol to cytochrome c. The transcript is spliced from 2 exons.